This is a messenger RNA of Phasianus colchicus (ring-necked pheasant), 2079 nucleotides long. It is a transcript of the gene SLITRK1, whose product is annotated as SLIT and NTRK like family member 1. Gene Ontology annotation, biological process: positive regulation of synapse assembly; axonogenesis. Gene Ontology annotation, molecular function: protein binding. Lineage: Eukaryota; Metazoa; Chordata; Aves; Galliformes; Phasianidae. The record is from RefSeq and is a predicted model, not a curated record. Gene Ontology annotation, cellular component: glutamatergic synapse; GABA-ergic synapse; postsynaptic density membrane.
AUGCUGCUUUGGAUUCUGUUGCUGGAGACGUCUCUUUGUUUUGCUGCUGGAAACGUUACAGGGGACGUUUGCAAAGAGAAGAUCUGUGCCUGCAACGAGAUAGAAGGGGAUUUGCACGUAGACUGUGAGAAAAAGGGAUUUACCAGCCUGCAACAUUUCACCGCCCCAACUUCCCAGUUUUACCAUUUAUUCCUGCAUGGAAAUUCCCUGACUCGACUUUUCCCUAAUGAGUUUGCUAACUUUUACAAUGCAGUCAGUUUGCACAUGGAAAACAAUGGUUUGCAUGAGAUUGUUCCUGGGGCUUUCUUGGGGCUGCAGCUGGUGAAACGCUUGCACAUAAACAACAACAAGAUCAAAUCAUUCAGGAAGCAGACUUUCCUGGGGCUGGACGAUCUGGAAUACCUCCAGGCAGAUUUUAAUCUAUUGCGGGAUAUUGACCCAGGAGCGUUUAGGGACUUAAACAAACUAGAGGUGCUGAUUUUAAAUGACAAUCUCAUCAGUACUUUGCCCCCAAAUGUGUUUCAGUAUGUGCCGAUCACCCACCUCGACCUCCGGGGAAACCGUCUUAAAACCUUGCCUUAUGAGGAGGUUCUGGAGCAGAUCCCAGGCAUCGCUGAAAUCCUGCUAGAGGAUAAUCCCUGGGACUGUACUUGCGAUCUGCUGUCAUUGAAGGAAUGGCUGGAAAACAUACCCAAAAAUGCUUUGAUCGGCAGAGUGAUUUGUGAAGCUCCCACUAGGUUGCAGGGCAAAGAUUUAAAUGAGACCACAGAGCAAGAGCUGUGCAAAAAGAACAGAGUGGAUUCUAGUCUAGCUGCUCCCCCUGCUGAAGAAGAAACCUGUGAUCCUGGUCCCAUUCCAACUCCCUUUAAAAUACAUGGCAAAGAAGACUCUGCCACACCAGGAUCUGGUCCAAAUGGAGGUACAAAGAUUCCUGUCAACUGGCAAAUCAAAACUAGACCCACUGCUGCUGUGUCAACUGUUAGUGUGAAGAGCAAGCAACCAGCUGUCUUGUCCUGCCCUCAGAUCUGCAGCUGUGAUCAGAUCCCUGGCUCAGGUUUAAAGGUUAAUUGCAAUGACAGAAAUGUAAGCAGCCUGGUGGAUUUGAAGCCUAAGCCAUCCAAUGUGCAGGAGCUGUUUCUGAGAGACAACAAAAUACACACCAUCAGGAAAUCCCACUUUCUGGAUUACCGAAAACUUAAUUUACUUGAUCUGGGAAACAACAACAUAGCAACUGUUGAGAACAAUACCUUCAAGAACCUCUUCGAUCUCCGAUGGCUGUACAUGGAUAGCAACUACUUAGACACUCUAUCCCGGGAGAAAUUCACUGGGCUGCAAAACCUGGAGUAUCUGAAUGUGGAGUUUAAUGGGAUUCAGCUGAUCAUGCCCGGAACCUUCAAUGCAAUGCCCAAACUCAGAGUCCUCAUCCUCAACAACAACUUAUUGAGGUCUCUCCCAGUUGAUGUGUUCGCCGGGGUCUCACUUUCCAAACUCAGCAUACACAACAAUUAUUUCAUGUACCUCCCAGUGGCAGGGGUGCUGGACCAGCUCACCUCCAUCACCCAGAUCGACUUGCACGGCAACCCAUGGGACUGUACUUGCCCUAUCGUGCCUUUCAAACAGUGGGCGGAAAUGCUGCGCCCCAAGGUGAUAAUGAGUGACCUGAGGUGUGAGUCUCCAGAAGAUUUCUUCAAGGAGGAUUUUGAGUCCCUCUCCAAUGACGUGAUUUGCCCUCAGCUAAAAAUAUCACCCACCUUAAGUUCUACCAACAAAAACAGCACUGGAGUCUCAGAGACAGGUACUCACUCCAACUCCUACUUGGAGACCAGCCGGGUCUCCAUUUCGGUGCUAGUGCCAGGGCUGCUGCUGGUUUUUGUGACCUCUGCUUUCACAGUGGUUGGCAUGCUGGUAUUCAUCCUGAGGAACAGAAAACGGUCCAAGAGGAGGGAUGCCAACUCAUCUGCAUCUGAGAUCAACUCCUUGCAGACUGUUUGCGACUCAUCCUAUUGGCACAACGGGCCCUACAGCACUGAUGGGGCCCACAGGGUUUACGACUGUGGUUCCCACUCCCUGUCGGACUGA